Molecule: messenger RNA, 2273 nt
Organism: Myripristis murdjan (pinecone soldierfish)
Lineage: Eukaryota; Metazoa; Chordata; Actinopteri; Holocentriformes; Holocentridae
Gene: nfyc
Product: nuclear transcription factor Y, gamma
Exons: 12
Coding region: 166-1236 (356 amino acids)
Biological process (GO): regulation of transcription by RNA polymerase II
Cellular component (GO): nucleus; CCAAT-binding factor complex
Molecular function (GO): RNA polymerase II cis-regulatory region sequence-specific DNA binding; protein heterodimerization activity; DNA-binding transcription activator activity, RNA polymerase II-specific
Source: RefSeq, a predicted model, not a curated record
AGACAUUUAGUUUGACAUUGUAAAUAAGCAGAGAGCAGUUGUCAGAGAGCAGCCCGUGGAUCCUUUCUUCUCCGUCCAGCAGUGAGAGAGGCAAGAGCAGCCAGAGGACAAAUAAUGCAGAGCACAGCAGACUGUUCACCAUGAAGGGCAAAGGCAGAGAAGAGGAUGUCUGCAGAUGCGUUUGGAGCUGGGGGCAGCGAUGCCCAGCAAACCCUGCAGUCCUUCUGGCCUCGUGUCAUGGAAGAGAUCAGGAACCUGACUGUGAAGGAUUUUCGUGUGCAGGAGUUGCCUUUGGCUCGAAUCAAGAAAAUCAUGAAGCUGGAUGAGGAUGUCAAGAUGAUCAGUGCAGAGGCUCCGGUCCUGUUUGCCAAGGCGGCUCAGAUCUUCAUCACGGAGCUAACUCUCAGAGCCUGGAUCCAUACUGAGGACAACAAGCGACGCACACUACAGAGGAACGAUAUCGCCAUGGCAAUAACAAAGUUUGACCAGUUUGACUUCCUGAUUGACAUUGUGCCCCGGGACGAGCUGAAGCCCCCCAAACGACAGGAGGAGGUGCGCCAGUCGGUAGCUCCAGCGGAGCCGGUACAGUACUACUUCACCCUGGCCCAGCAGCCUGGGGCGGUGCAGGUGCAGGGCCAGCAGCAGGGCCAGCAGGCCAGCGCACAGACAGCCACCACCAUCCAGCCGGGACAGAUCAUAAUUGCACAGCCACAGCAGGGACAGGUGCUGCAAGGUGCCACCAUGCAGCAGUUACAGCAAGUGCAGGUGCAGUCACAGGGCACACCCAUCACGAGCGCUCCAGUGGCCAUGCAGGUGGGUGAGGGCCAGCAGGUUCAGAUCGUCCAGGCGGCAGCAGCCCAGGGUCAGGCUCAGACGGCCCAGGCCCAGGGCCAGACCAUGCAGGUCAUGCAGCAGAUCAUCACCAACACAGGGGAGAUCCAGCAAAUUCCCGUGCAGCUCAACACAGGCCAGCUGCAAUACAUCCGUCUCGCCCAGCCUGUUUCCGGGACACAGGUGGUCCAGGGACAAAUACAGACCCUCGCUAACACCCAACAGAUCACACAGACAGAGGUACAGCAAGGCCAACAGCAAUUCAACCAGUUUACUGAUGGACAGCAGUUGUAUCAGAUUCAGCAGGUGACGAUGCCAGCAGCACAGGAGCUGACCCAGCCGAUGUUCAUUCAGUCCACCAACCAGACGGCUGACGGACAGGUCACACAGGUCAGCACUGACUGAGCCCCACUGGGAACCUUCUGCCACACACACACACCAGCCCAUGUGAUGCCGACAGACCACCCAGCCACCGAAGUCCUCAAAGGACACCUGACAACCUUGAGUCAAAGCACUGUUCAUACAUACAAGGGACUUGAAAUCUUGUAACACUCAUUUUUUGUAAUAAAUUCAGUACAAUGGGUCAGAAACCAAAAGGACACUGAACGACUCCCUCUGAAUCCCACAUCGGCAUCCAUAGUUUUUGUUUUUUUUCCUUAAACUUCAGUCGCCCUUACAGAGAGAAGUAUGCACCCACUGCCACAGUUCAUUCUUCCUCAUGCCAUCUCAUGCCUGCUCUUCCAUACUGAAAACUCAAGAAAUAUUUGCUUCAUUCCUGUUUUGAAAUGCACCAGAGAAGAGGCAGUUUCUCUUCACAUGACCUGCUCCAGUGAAGCGUGGCUUUGGUUGGAGGCAGAUAUAGGGUACUGCUAGGAUUCCCUCUUUACUUUCUGCUGAGAAAAUGAAUCAUGUGCUCUCCUGAGUUUAGGUAGUCGAUUGAUAAGAUAAGAUGAAGCCAUAUACCUCAGACUUUCAUUGUACAGCAAAGGCGUUCUAAUAGGAGAAUGCCAGCAGAGGUUAUAAGGGCAAAGAUAUCGUGAUGUAGUUUCUCUGUUGUGUUUAUAUUUUUCUUCACAUUGAUGACAAGGCAUGAAUCAGUGUCGUGCAGGGUUUCAAAAUGUAUAGGUGAGAUUUCUUUAUGUAGAGCGUGUGCGUGUGUGUGUGUGUGUGUGUGUAUGUGUGUAUGUGUCUGCUUGCAUUCCAGCCCACCUCCUGACAAGCACCCACAUCAGAAUCAUCUCUGCUUUUCCAUGUUUUUCCUUCUGUCAGUCCUUUUGUUCAAUCUCUCGCCCCUCUGUCUUUAGAGUAGGGAAUAGGAAGCCCUCUUCUCUGCCUCUAUGCAGUGUCUCACCAUGCUCUCUACCAGUGUGGUUUUGGAGUCUUGUGCCCUGGUUUGAAGUCUCAUGUACAAACUCAUGACUCCCUCUGAAGUGGAAAAAACA